GCCGCCAACAAUACACGUCAAUACGGUUAACCUAAAAAUUCUAGUGUUAUCAACAAAUUCAAAUGUACAGGUGAUAAAAGACUUCCUGCUUUAUUUGCUGGUACGUCCGUCGCACGAAAACCGACCCCGCACCAACUGCUAGCAUGGUAAUACGAAAUAACAUCGACCUACCCAAAAUCUGGCUAUGUUACCUGUUGUUGUGCUUCGCCACAAGCGUACACUGUGUCGGACAGUUAAUAUACGCGGUUAAUUGUGGCGGAGACGCUCACACCGACGCCUACGGCAUUCGAUAUGAGAGGGACCCGUUACACGGUAGGAUUGGCAUUGCAUCCGAUUAUGGGAAAAGACUGUUGAUCGGUCGUGUGCCCCCCAAUGAUUAUAUUUUGUACCAGACGGAAAGAUACCACACGAGCACAUUCGGCUACGAUAUACCGGUUAUAGCUGAUGGGGACUAUGUUUUGGUGCUUAAAUUUUGUGAGGUUUACUUCAAUGCACCUGAUCAAAAGGUUUUUGAUGUAGUUUUAAAUGGGGAGCACACAAUUAUUGCUGAUUUAGAUAUUUACGAGAAAGUUGGUCGGGGUGUCGCACAUGAUGAGUAUAUACCAUUCAAAAUUACAAAAGGGCGCCUGAACGUAAAUGGGGAAGAAUCAGAGAUCAGAGGCAACAGGAUCCGCGUGGAGUUCAUAAAGGGCUACAAGGAUAAUCCCAAAAUCAACGCAAUGUACGUGGUGAAAGGCGAACUGGAAGACGUACCGAAACUGCCACCAAUUCCUAUGGAACAACCACCGCUAGAAGCAGCCGCACAAAAAGAGGAACCGGAACCACCGAAAAGCCGACCGCGGGCCAGCGGUCCAAAAUUGCCCGAUCCCUACGAUUCGGACGAAUCGUCCAUCAUGUUGCCGGUCUUCAUUGCGAUAGGGGCUUUCAUUCCCAUAGUGUUUUGUCUUUGUAAGCUGUGAUUAGACCGCCGAUAAAUUUUUGUCGAACGAAAUAUGUGAUCACUACCGUACAAUUUUAUUAGAUUGUUGUAAGUUUUUCUUUCUGGAGAGUUAAGAGUGCAAUGCUAUUUUUCAAGUAUUUUAAUUAGGUUGGGAAAUUAUCAGGGCAAUUAUGCACAGCAAUUUAUAUUUAAAUGUACACGUUCAAUUAAAACUAUUGUUUUAUAGAUAAUUUCCUUGAUAAUUAUUUUAUUUUACUGGAAUGCUGCGUUUAUUCGCUUCACACUUCUGUCCUGACUGCAUAAACAGACUUAUAUUUUGUGAUUUGUCAAUUGGUUAGUGUAUUUUUUAUAUUUUACUUAUACAGCAACACUGUAUUUUAUUUACAGUUUGUUUUAUUAUGUACUUAAUUCAUGUACUUACUUUUUAUUGCCGGUUUUAUUGUGAGCUUGUUACAGUCGUUUUUGUUGUAUGUUGUUACUUAGACAAGACUUUUAUAAAAAUAAAUGUAUUUAUUAAGUUA
Aethina tumida (small hive beetle) is the source of this 1461-nucleotide messenger RNA. Its product is annotated as malectin. Lineage: Eukaryota; Metazoa; Arthropoda; Insecta; Coleoptera; Nitidulidae. Gene Ontology annotation, molecular function: carbohydrate binding. Bases 144 to 959 code for a protein of 271 amino acids. Gene Ontology annotation, cellular component: membrane. The record is from RefSeq and is a predicted model, not a curated record. The transcript has 2 exons.